This is a messenger RNA of Aphanomyces invadans, 2182 nucleotides long. RefSeq lists its product as hypothetical. The record is from RefSeq and is a predicted model, not a curated record. The transcript is spliced from 14 exons. NCBI's taxonomy places the organism in Eukaryota, Oomycota, Saprolegniomycetes, Saprolegniales, Verrucalvaceae. The coding region runs from base 1 to 1632 and encodes 543 amino acids.
AUGUCGGGGGCGUCGUCGAAAUCGAGGGUGGUGUACUAUGAAUUGCAGCUCCGGGAAGCGAUCAUGGCCUCGGACAACAUCCAUGCACUGUUUGACAAGGAGCGCCGGAUUCAGCGCUGUAUCCAACUCGCGGACGAGCUCUGUCGUGACUUAACCGUGUUUGGUCCCGUGUUGCGCACGAUCUUGACGGAGCUCAAGUCGGCCAUUUUCAGCGACGAAAAGUUGGCGAGGGGGUUCUUCGGUUCGGGGGUGUUUUCAGACACAGCGACGGUGGCCGAGAUUCAGGCCAGGACUUCAUUUCGAGAAAUACCAUGCUUUGUGCUGCUCGACAUUGCGUACACAGAGCGGACAAACGUGUUGCAAGCCAAGGCGGAGCUGGACGCCCUACAAAGUCACACUCAGGCGAAGCAUUCGACAGUCCUGGUCAAUGAACGUUUGCUUCGAAAGGAAAUCAACAUCACGAUGGGGGAACUCGCCGACACUCAAGCUCAAGUUGCGCGUACCAAGGUGGCUUUUGACGCUUUGCAAUCUGAAUCGCACCAACAGCGACGGGACAUGGCAGCGUCCACGUUGUACCUUCAACGGGAAUUGAAAGCCAUGAGCGUUGCUAUCACCGAGUACCAAGCUCAGAUUCGCGACCUCCAGCGCGAACUUGCAACAACCGAUUCUGUCCGCAAAGACUUUGAAGGGGUGCGUGCCAAGGCGUUAUCCCAACCGGCAUCAAGUGAUGCACCAACCAAAGCCUUGGUGCAAACUUUGCAAACAGAAAUGCAAUUGCUGUUGUUGCGAAAUGCCCGUCUGCGUGAGUAUGACAACGACAUUCAGCGGUGUAGCCCGGAUAUGCGCCACAAGUGCGAUGAUGCGAUUGACACAUGCACAUCACGCCAAGGCAUCGAUAGAUUUUGCCAAGAUUUUGCGCACGACAUCGAGCCUCUUCUAAACGAACAUUCAGCGCUAGAAGUUUAUGUCAGGGAGCAGGAAGCAACACUCGGCGAUCUCGUGAACUCGAUCCAAGAGCCUCACAAGACGCUCUUGCUUCACGCGCCGCCCGUGCCCGACACGGUGCUCUGGGUUCCGUUUGUCAAAUGGCAUCCUGAGCCCAUGCCGAAAUGUAUUCCAACCUUAAACGUUGACGACUUGGAGAUUUUUUUUUCGCACUUGUGGGCCAAGAUCGCGACCGUCGAGCGCAAGUGGGUGCGGUGGACACUUGAGCACGAACGAGACAAACAACUUUCGACACUCGAGAGCAACCAUGCAAGCGACGUUCUUCCGAUCACGCAAGUUUGCUUUGACUUUGUCGAAGAUCGAUAUGGAGAACCACGGGUUGCCGUGCUCGUCAUGGCGUCCAUUUUGGAAGCCAUCGAUCGUUUUGUCGAAGAAAGCCCCCAGCUCGACUUGUUCGGGUCGGUGUUCGCAGGCGAAUUGGAUCAGUCUGCUUGGUGGUACUUGAUGAGCGUCAAGCAGCAUGUGGCGCAGCUGGAGCUCGAUAUUACGACGGACGCAGCCUUACGGGCUGUGGGUCAGUAUCUGUUGCUGCCCCAGGCCGACAUCAACGUUGUGGAGGUUGGGCAUUGGCGUUUUCAGAUCGAAAAGUCAUGUAAUUGUAGGUGCAAGCCCUCGAUUCUUUUGUGACAACCGUGCACAUGCAAGUUCGAGGUGUCCUUCCUGAAAAGGUCCGUGGUCGAUGCUACAUGACGGUUUGUGGUAGGUGACCUGACUUCUACGAAAUUCUUCGACUGGCUUGCCGCGCGCAUCCUGACGGCAGACGAGUUCCACUUUCGAAUGGCGAAACACGUCCUUUCCCGCAACGACGGGGCCAACUUGAAAGAACUCACACUCGUUGACUUCUCCAAGAACGUACUCGAUUGCGUGCACUUGCCUCGAGCAGUACGACCAUUCUAUCAUCAAGAGUGCAAGCGCGUCAUGUACAAUCCGUAGCUCAUCGGCCGGUACUUCCGCGGGAUGUGUCGUGAAGAUCGCGACGUGGCCUCCGUGGAGAGUGUCGUGUACAUGCUGGCCUACAUCCAAUUGAUUCAACCUGGAAGUUACAACCAAUGAAGCGACAUAUCCGGUUAAUAUCCGGUGGACUAUCGCUUGAUGUUCGAAUUUGAAUGUUGAUGCAACCUGUUCUGGAUGAAAUUGGGAAGCAUCGAAUGGACAAUUACAGGAGUUUUCCUCUCCA